Helobdella robusta is the source of this 453-nucleotide messenger RNA. RefSeq lists its product as hypothetical. The transcript is spliced from 3 exons. The record is from RefSeq and is a predicted model, not a curated record. Lineage: Eukaryota; Metazoa; Annelida; Clitellata; Rhynchobdellida; Glossiphoniidae. The coding region runs from base 1 to 453 and encodes 150 amino acids.
AUGAAAUUCAAAAUUUCUAACAUUGGAAUAUGCAUUAAGACCCAUGUAGGGAAGAUUUGGACGAUAAGAACCAGGCAGGAGAGGCUUUUAAAAAAAACUGGAGUAGGAUUUGGAGGAAGUGACAUUUUUGAGAAAUCAAGUGAAGCCAAUGAUACCGUAGGUGGAGGUGGUGCCGGUUUGUUGGCAGUGCUAGCAUUCGCGUUAGAUGGAAACAAACUGGAUGAGUUGUCACCGAAGAAUGACGUUGAUGAAAGUGAGGUUGCAGGUGAAGUUGGCUGGCAAGACUCAACUGAGAAUGGAGGCACGAAAUUGUCGUUGAAUAAGCUAUCGUAUGCCGUCUGGUUGUUGCUGGAAGAGUUGUUGUUUGCAACAUUUGAACCGAAAUCUAUGAUGUCUGCAAACAUUAACAAUCUAUUAACGCGAUUCUUCAAUCUUCCAAGCAUUAGAAAAUAA